GGGGAGAAAUUUGGAAUUGGAGCUUUCUUGCUUUUGGAUCUCUCCAAUACUGUGCAUUGGUGUGCGUGCUUCUUGCAGAAACAGAAGAAAAGGCCACAGAUGGCUCUCUGCAGAGUGAAGACUGGACACUUAACAUGGAGAUCUGUGACAUUAUCAACGAGACAGAAGAAGGUCCAAAGGAUGCCAUUCGAGCACUGAAGAAGAGGCUGAAUGGAAACAAAAAUUACAGAGAGGUCAUGCUGGCGCUGACGGUGUUGGAGACCUGUGUGAAGAACUGUGGCCAUCGCUUUCAUGUCUUAGUGGCAAACCGUGACUUCAUAGAUGGUGUUCUGGUGAAAAUCAUCUCGCCCAAGAAUAACCCCCCCACUAUUGUACAGGAUAAAGUACUAGCGCUGAUUCAGGCUUGGGCUGAUGCCUUUCGAAGUAGCCCUGAUUUAACUGGAGUAGUGCAUAUUUACGAAGAACUCAAGAGGAAAGGCAUAGAGUUUCCCAUGGCAGAUCUAGAUGCUCUGUCUCCAAUACACACACCACAGAGGAGUGUUCCUGAAGUUGAUCCUGCAGCAAAUAUGCACAAUUCACAGUCUCAGCAAAGGAUGAGCACCAGUUCUUAUUCUUCAUCUUCUCCAACGGCAUAUUCUGCUCCUCAGGCCCCGGCUCUGAAUGUGACCGGACCCAUCACUGCUAAUUCUGAACAGAUUGCCCGGCUGCGCAGUGAACUGGAUAUUGUUCGUGGGAAUACAAAAGUGAUGUCUGAAAUGCUGACAGAAAUGGUACCUGGACAAGAGGAUUCCUCAGACCUUGAGUUACUCCAGGAACUGAACCGAACCUGUAGAGCUAUGCAGCAGAGAAUUGUGGAGCUUAUCUCACGAGUGUCCAAUGAAGAAGUCACAGAGGAACUGCUGCAUGUGAAUGAUGAUUUAAAUAACGUCUUCCUCAGAUACGAAAGAUUUGAACGAUACAGAUCGGGACGUUCAACACAAAAUGCCAGCAAUGGAGUAUUGAAUGAGGUGACGGAAGAUAACUUAAUAGAUUUGGGUCCUGGAUCUCCAGCUGUAGUGAGUCCAAUGGUUGGAAACUCAGCACCCCCAUCUUCACUUUCUUCACAGCUUGCAGGGCUGGACUUGGGUACAAACAGCGUCAGCGGCACACUCAGCUCUCUACAGCACUGUAAUCCUCGUGAUGACUUCGACAUGUUUGCACAGACAAGAGGCAGUUCCUUGGCUGAGCAGCGAAAGAAUGUGACGUAUGAGGAUCCGCAGGCUGUCAAAGGACUAGCGUCUGCCCUGGAUGUUCGAAAACAGAACACAGGAGGGAUCCCUGUUGCACAGUCCUCUGUCAUGGAUGACAUUGAGGAGUGGCUCAGUACCGACUUGAAAGGAGACGAACUGGAAGAAGGAGUGACCAGUGAAGAGUUUGACAAAUUUUUAGAAGAGCGAGCCAAAGCGGCGGAGAUGGUUCCCAAUCUGCCAUCCCCUCCCCUGGAAGCCCCUACCCCUCCGACAAAUCCUUCCAGCAGGAAAAAGCAAGAGCGUUCGGAGGAUGCUCUCUUUGCACUGUGAAGAUUGCUCUUAGCCGCCUUCCCACCCCCGUGCUCUGCAGGCGAAUGUCGCUGUACAGCCACUUCGUCCUCCCAUAGUACUUGGCUAACAACAACCCUCUUCCCCCCGAUUUCAUAGAUCGCUUCUCCUCCCCCCCCCCAGAAAAAUCCACCCACACAAGCUGACUCUUUCUAUUUAAGUCCAACACUAUUCCUGCCAGACCACGAUUCUCCAGCACACUCGCUUAAUCCCCUCCUUCCUAUCCCAGCUGCGCAGAACCAGCUCUUGAUGCUGAAAACCCCUUUAGAAUGCAUGAGUACGUCACACUGUGUUGAAACAAAAGCCCAGAGGGGAGAGAGCAGCCUUGCCCUUCAAUUUAUGUAGGGAUCAUCCUCUUCUGUAGGCAGGUCCUGCCAAGUAGACUGCUCUGUCGAUCAGCAUGUAAUUGACUGAGCUGGAAUGUUCAGGAGGAGAGUGUCUUUAUUUUUAGAUAAAAUGUUAAUGUAUUGGCUUUCGUGUCGGAUUCGACAGCAAGGAACAACUGUUCCCCUUUCAACAUGUGCUUCACAAGUUAAAAUCCUUUACUCUCCCACUCACACAUCUCCUGGUACCAUAUGGUGGUCGCUUUUCCCCACUUUGUGCGGCGCUUCAUAUUCUAAACCUCACAGGGUAUUUUUUUCCUUGUGUUUUAUCUGGGCUUGCUCUAAUUUGAAAGCAGUCUGUUGGCCACGUCCAGUAGCUCUGGCAGUUGACGAGAACGAAAAGCGCUGAGCUAAAUGGAUGCUGUAACGUUAGCGCAUGAAGCAUUUUGCUCUUUGGGAGAGCAUUCUCACAUGAGGGUUUUUUUUUUCUAGUGUGUUUGCCUUUUAAAAUAGCUAGGUUAUUUUUUCCUUACCUUAGAUUCCUUCUUCAGUGACUGUAGAGCUCUGCAUUUGUCUCAGCUGUUGUAAAUAACAUCCAUGCAGAUGGAUGGGACUUGCUCGUGGACUGGGUGUGAGCUGAGGUUCCUGGAUUCCCUGCCGUGCCUGGUAGGAUAGACGUGCUGGUUCUUGGUGGUAUGAGAAAAAGAGGCAAACCUCACAGAGGCUUGUAUAAAAAUGCCGAGGGAGAUGGUUACCGUGGAGGGAUUGGCCCUGCCUGCCUGUGCUGGAGGUAAAAUUCCUCAUUUCCUUCUAGGUUUGGGCCUGAGAAAGUGUUGGAUGAUUGUGGCCGUGCUAUUUGUAAUUUUUGGAGUGUUGUCGAUACCUCUGCCCCUUUAUUAACUCCCAGCUCCCACAGGGCUGCAGUCUCUCUCCUGUCUGCGCAAACAAGCAUAUUCCCUUGCUUGCCAGAGGCAUGGCCGAGAGUGCUGCUCUUGCUGGAGCUGCCAGAAGGGAUUCCAGCAUGUGUGCUUGCCUUGCUGGGCUGACAAGCAGAGCUGGAGCAGGCAGCUCCAGCCAUUGCUGCAUCCCCCACCACGUUCCUUGGUAGGAAGCCAGUGGCGCAAGAUGGCAGGAUCAAAGAGAGAGCUGAACGCUGCGUGGCAGGGAGAAUCUCCUGUCCUGACAGAGAGGCACUUUAUCAGAUGAACACCCAUGCAAGCAGCGCUCCGUUCAGCAGCGCUCCAGCCCCUCUUCCUCGGGGCACUCGUUGUCUUAGGCAACCAGCCACUUUGUUCUGACUUGGCAUGUCUGAGCUUCCCGGGAUGCUGAUGCGUGUCGAGCUCUCUCAGAAGUUGUUCUAGACCAAGAAGCCGUGCUAUAAACAGCUGAUGUGAAAGCGAUAGAAGCUUUUAUCUGAGCAUAGUUAUUUCAGCUCGUAGCACACUCUCUAGGGUACGCCACGCUUUGGUAGGUUGUGACACAUAAAACCUUUUACCAAAUGGCCCGAUUGCAGCACUGAUGGUCUUUGAGAGCAGUCACAUUAAUCUUCACAGGGAAGCAUUGUUUCGUGCAGGAUUUUCAGGCCGUCCCAGGUCAGAUGUCACUCUGUGCUGUCCCUGCUCAAUCCUCUCCUCUGUCCUGCCCUGCCUGCAUGCUCUUCCGGCAUCCCUCUGUAUGUAGCUGGGCCCAGGCAAAGCUGCCCUGCCACCCCCUGGCGCUGACUUGGCACCCGGUCGCUGCUCCCUAGCUCACUGCUCCCCGUCAGCUCUGCGCUGCGCAGAAAGGAGCACAGCUUGCAAGUGUGCAAACAAAAUUAGUGUAGGCGUGGCGAUAGCUUGGGGAUCAAGCUGCCUCUUCUCCCCACUUGCUGGCCCUCUCCCCGGUUGAAGCCCUUCUGUGAGCAUCUGCAGAGGGCUCAUCUCCAUUUCAUCUUCUCUGUGGCUAAUGGCAAGUGCCAGGACUCUGCCCUGGCUGCAUGUAUGCACUGCUGCUCUCGCCCACUGCCCUCGCUGUUUAACACAAGGUGAGCCCAAUGCUCAGACACUGGCUGCCAGACCCUGCCUUUCUGCAACACGUCAGAUGUGGCCACCAGCUCCCAGAAACCUGAGGAAGCUUCUGUUGUGAUGCUGAUUUGAUUUCAGACAGUGUCUGAUGAUUGCCUGAGCAGUCUGGCCAGCACAAAAUGAAUUGUUGGUAUUCCUGUCAAUGCAAAAAGCUCUGUGGGUGUUUUAAGUGUGUAUUUUCUCUUCUAAAUCCUUGAAACACAUUGACCCUGUAAAUGGCCACAUCAGGUGAUUCUAAGCAUGUUAAUCCAGCUUCCCUGCCAAGCCGGAGGAGAUAAUCGCAUUGCUCAAGCGUGGGGACAUUGUCAAAUGAUGCUGAGUGGCAAGGAUAUCGCCAGCGCUGUCACCGAGCCCCCCUGCAGAGUCCCACUGCUGCAGAUUUGCUGGCCGUUCUUCCCCCACCCCGAAGCAAAACGGGGGGGUGUGCGUACGUGUGCUGUUAACGCUUCUUCUUUCUGUCAUGCUAAACCUGUCCUGGGACUUCCAGGUUGUUGCUUUAGAGAGAAUCUGGUCCCUUUCUGGAAGAUCUUGCAGAGCUGUCAAUGUCUGCUCCCUCCGACCAGGGAGGAAAAGAGAUGGAACAAGAAGGCUGGGGCUGAGGGGAGAUAAGGAGCGUGUGUUGGCACAACUCAAGGGACUCUCUGCUGUGCUUGCAACCUCAGGCGCUCCGUGGUCCCCACUGAUGCCCCGGGUUACGCACUGGGAAGCAAGGGCACCGUCUGCAGGGGUGGUGGGUGCUGUCGGCACAAGCAGGGGCUUUGCUGGAAGUAGGGCAGCACUCAGGAGAUGCCUGCCUUGGGAGGCGUGUGCUCAGCCUGUGGCAAUGGCUGAACAUCCUUUUGGUGGGACCCUUGAUGGGUCUGGCAAAAGCGCAUCCCUGCCGUGAGUCAUAUUUGGAGCCCAAAUCCACCAGACCUCGCUUUCACAGGCUGAGCACGUGGGGGCUGGAAGCACUGAAGGGGACAGAGCGUGCGGCAGAACGGGUGGUUUAGUUCAAACCUUCUUUAACAAAUGUAAGAGCUACGCUAGAGCUUCCCUAAUGUCCUGUAUCAGGAUCUCUCAUCUUCCCCAUCCUCUUGUGGUCUGCAGAAAACCUGAGCGGUGGAAACUGUUUGAAGGAAAGGGAAGGGGGUUUUCACUUCAGAAGACCAACCUCUUGAUUUAUUCUUCCUUGGCUUUCCCUCUAAGCGCUUCCUCUGUGCAAGUGGGCAGAGGCCGUGCGUGGCUCCGACGCUUGCGAGAAGAGGGAUGGAGCUGCAGCCUGAUCCACUUUCCGUAAGAAACAACAUCCCAAGGCUUUCUAGGCGUACUAGGAAUCACAGCUUGACACUCGAUGACACUAAAUUAUUAUUGGGGUCCUUUGUAAGUUCUAAUAAUAUCCUAUUCUAGGUUAAAAUAUUUAUUUUGUCAAAUCGUUUUCUUUCCAGUGUGUUUUUUAACCUCUUCUAUUAACCCUUCAUGUGCUGAGAUGUAAGAAAUGAAUGGUUUCUAUUUAAAUAUAUCCUUUGGGGUUUUUUAAUUGUUAUGUGUAGAUUUCAGCUGCAUCUUUGGCAGGUGUAAUAGAUAACAAUGUGCUGUACAGACGUUUAGGGUGUUUAGCAUGUAGGUAAAGCUCAUAGGAGAAUUGCUCAUAAAAACGUAGCACGGUGUCUCUUAAAGGGAACAGCAUAAAAGCAGAGACUGGUCCUUACUGGGACCCUCACGUAGCCUCCAACAUACCUUUCCCCUUCUGAUUAUCACAGCCUCCGUCUCUGAAAUGUGCUGGUCAAAUCAGCUCUGCCAUUUCCAGCGCUGUUUUUACACCUCCAAGCUGAAGAAGGAUUUUAGUGGGGGUUUCUGUUCGUUUGACUUCGUUCGGCUUUUUUUUUUUUUUUUUUUUUUUUUUUUUGUGGGAUACAUUGGCUGUUUCCACUUUUUUAAAUGGAGGACUCAGCAGAGCUGGACGUGGUGGCGAGAUGUUUCCCUCCAGUGGUGGAAGAACAGAUCCGGGCAGUGGUUUCAGACCCAGGGCAGGGGUGAUGGUCCGCCCUCCGUAAGCUGCCACAGGAGCUGGGCCCACGCUCCCCCGGCACCCCGGCCAACACAGCCCUGUUCCUGUUCCUCUCUAUUCAAUGCUCUCCUGCUUUCACCCGUGAGGACAGGACAUGCAGACCGGGAGAGCAAACGCAGCCGCGUUGUCGACAGUCUCUUCCGUCCGAUGAGUUGCCAGGUCUCUUGCGGCUGCUGGGAGUCCUGUGGAGUGGGAGCUGCUUGUGCUAUCUCCAUCCCCAGGCCAGCCUCGUCCAGCUCAGUCAUUGUUUACCUCCUAAAUGCUAACCGCAAGGCUUGCGGAGCCUACCCUGGAAAAAAACAGCUCAGGACAGUUAUUUUUAUGGAAAUAAUGAAGCAGGCAAUCAGUGAGUGGAUUUAUAGCUGCCUUGGAGGUAACCCUUCAGCUGCUGGGGGCACCCACCCGCCCUUGCCCACCAGCAGAGGAGAGGAGGCAGGAACCCCCUUGCCAGGCGCCCAGAGGUGUUGCUGGUGCCCACGCAGCACCUUCCGCUCGUCCCUCCCAAACCGCAGCCCCCAGAGUGGGCUGCGUCUGCCUGCUCCCUCCCCAGGCUGCCAGCCCCAGCCGCCCCACGCCGUGCCCCGGGCACUGGCAGCAGGUUGCUGCUCCAUCCAGGGGAGAGGCGAGGCUGCGUUUCGAGCUCCGAUGCUGGUUCUCUUUAGCCCAUGGCUAACCCACGCCAAACCUCCCACCCUGCUCUGUGUUUUUAUGAGUACGAGCUCCUCAUUCUGUACAUGUUAUUAUGAGCUAUCGUUAGCCCUACAAAUGUAACCUGUGUAA
This is a messenger RNA of Egretta garzetta (little egret), 6793 nucleotides long. RefSeq names its product target of myb1 like 2 membrane trafficking protein (gene TOM1L2). Gene Ontology annotation, biological process: signal transduction. Bases 135 to 1559 code for a protein of 474 amino acids. Lineage: Eukaryota; Metazoa; Chordata; Aves; Pelecaniformes; Ardeidae. The transcript has 15 exons. Gene Ontology annotation, molecular function: clathrin binding; phosphatidylinositol binding; ubiquitin binding. The record is from RefSeq and is a predicted model, not a curated record. Gene Ontology annotation, cellular component: membrane; endosome.